UUGCGGUCUAAGGAAAAGCGAAUGAAAAUUUCAAAUUCCACCCAAUAAACCAUUAUUUAGUGAAUUCCACCGUGCAGUGCUCCUAGAAAAAAUUGUUCAUAGUUUCCAAAGCAAUAAUUUACAUAAUUAUUAUCGUCAUUAAAUUUUGGUGCAACGUGUUCUACGGUCAACGGCGUGCAUGAUAAAGUUUAAAAGAAAUCUCAGUGUCAUAAUUUAUACGAUAUACCUAUACUUAUGCCACAUUCGAAUAAAUUUAUAUAGAAAAAUAAUAAGAAAAAAAGAGAACGGAAUUGAAACGUGAAAGAAAGUGCAUGCGGUAUAAGGCAAAGAAUAACUACAGCCUGCAAUAACUUAACAAUAAAUAACUGGCGGUGAACAUUAAAUUCAUCAUGCUGCUGACGACGUUUGUGAUGUUGCAUAAUUGUUCUUCGAUAAAAAUGACACGCGUUUUUUCGCACCGGAGAUCUCCAGACACCGAGGAGUUCGCGGCCUAGAGCUGCAUGACGACCAAGCAUGGGCAGAGUUGAUGCUGGGGGAGGUUGGAAAGGAGCCUGGAUGAGUGUUUUGGUGAGCUUGGCUAUAUUGGAAGAACGUUUUUCCUUGGGAAAAGUUGGAGCUUCCGGAAGUUGUGGACUUGCAGAAUUUACAUGCAAAGAUGGUCGUUGCGUACCUUUGGACGCUUAUUGCAACGGUAAAGAUGAUUGCGGAGACGCCAGCGAUGAGCCAACGCUUUGCACGCCAUGCAACAGAACUUAUCACGGUGAAGAAGGAAGAACUUAUAAACUCAUUCUUCAAGGACCUUUGGAAGUUCGUCUUCCAUUCCUCUGUCACCUGACAUUUACCGCCGGUGGUCCCGGUCAUGGUGAGCUCGUUCAACUCCUCUGGGACGCUUUUAGCGUUGGUCGUUUCGAUCCAAACGCCGAAGAUCCUAUUGGUAAUUGUCCUGAGGGAGGCUUACAACUCGCAGAACUUGGGAGACCGUUCACCGGAGGUUCUUGGUGCGGUAUUGGAAAAGGUCGAGCUUCUUACUACAGUGAAACAAGCACAGUAACAGCUUCCAUUCGGUUAUUCCAGGCGCCAACUUCUGUUCCAUUCGAAUUCAGUUUGAGAUACCGUUUUGUAGCGAGAAACGAGGCUGUCGCCAGAUUAGGACAGCCCGGUAUCCCCUUCGAAAGAGGCACUUCUGUUCCAGGAACAUACUGCUCCAGGAAUUUUUAUGAAUGUUACCGAAAACGGUGCCGGGUACAGAGUCCCAAUUACCCUGGAGAAUAUCCGAGAAAUUCGACCUGUCUCUUAAGUCUACGACAAAAAGAAGUUCCCACGUGUAAACAUGCCAUGAUGUCAGUUAAACCGAGCACCCCUGGACCGGCCGGACUUGCAACAAACAACGCAACGUUAAGCGUCUGGCAGGAUUGCCCCGUUGAAAGAGAUAGAAUUAUUCUGAGGGACGGUGCUGGGCCCGAUGACCCUAUUUUACUAACUUAUUGCGGAGGUCCUUUGCCGCGUGUUACAGCAAGGGGCCCGACAAUGCUGGUCGAAUUCCGAAGUUCCGCCUUAGCGAUUCCCUUAGGAGCCUCUGCGAUGCGUUUAGAGCUGGAAGCGGAAGUUGUUUUCGUAGAUUCCGAUGGGCUGGAUUACGCCCGAGGCUCCCAAGGAUGCCAUUUCUUCGUAAAUGGAACCGCGAAGAGAUCGGGAAUACUUCGAGCACCUCUCCAUUCCUUACCACCUGGUUCCAGUUGCACGUGGAACAUCCAAGGUUUAGCCGGAGACAGAGUUUGGAUCUACUUUUCUUCGUAUUCUCAAAGGGACCUAACUGGGAACCUGGAAAACAAUGGGACCAUUCAAAGCGAUUUGUGUGCUGUUAAAAUCACCUUGUGGGACGGAACUCCCAGUAGCGGUCCACCUAUCGUAUCGCUGUGUGACGAAGCACCGAAACUUUGCGCACAUGCUGCCCUGAGAAACGCUACAAGGGCCACAAGACCAUGUACAUCUGAAGAAAGCUACCUCACUCUCGCACCCUCUUUAACUCUCAGGAUGGAAACGGCUCCCGGUACUGUUCUACACACCGUAAACUUUCAGGCGAGAUACGAAUUCGUGGCAACUCUUCAAGGCGGUGACAGCUGGACCGAAGGUCCUUGCAAUCGAGUCUGGCGUAAAGUUCGUACGGGUAUGAUUUCCUCUCCAAGAGACAUCCGAUUAUUUGGACGGGGUGGUGCAACACGUUUGGAGUGUCAUUAUCGAAUAGAGGGAGGGCCAGGAGAACGUAUUAGACUGACCCUUCAUAAUGCAAGCUUGGGGGAGGCUACUGCCUGCGUAAGCGAGCCAGACCCGCACACAGAAAGACCUCGAUGCGCCCCUGAAAUUGGAUCGCGGAAAGCUCACCUAAUGCUUUAUGAGGCACCAUGGCCCGAUAUCAAACUACCGAGAGCUUGCCUGUGCGAUAAUACCUCACAUUUACCCUUGACUCAUGUUUCGGCUGGACGUGCCCUUGAAAUAGGAUUCCUAGUUGACCACCAAGCGCCUCAUGAAGAUUUUGAAACCCUCUUUUUCCACGCUAGUUUCGAAUUGGUGAGAGCUCCGGAGUGUCCGAGGAAACAACGUGUCCGCGGAGAAGGUGGAGAGCUUAGAUUUGUAUCACCACCUCUUUCAAGGCCAGAUAUAUACUGCGAAGGUCUUCCGUGGUUGGUAGAAGCCAGAGAAAAUCGCUCUCUUUUUUUACUGACCUGGGGAUGGUUUCUCCCUUUGGAACCCCCUCCAAUUGUCGACCUCGCGGCUACCGGAGACCCACCCAGGUGUCCAACGUUAAAUCGAGUGCUUUUGUACUCUGGGAGACCUCCAAAACUCCUUAAAGUUGUUUGUCCAGCUGAACCAGGAGCAAGGGAAUACACCGUUCAUGUAUUCUCCGAAGAGUGGCUUGGAAAAGGUGACGAAUCCUGGCCAGGACCUCCGAAACCUCCAACUCUUCUGUUGGAUUUCAUAGCCCGUGAACCUGGGCAAGCAGCUGCUUCUUGGCUGGAAAUUUCAAAAAGCAGGGCUGCUCUCCGCAGGCAACUUCGCCUUCCCGAAAAAGGACCCGAAAACGAAACUGCUACAGGAAAUGGCGACUGCCCCCAUAGAUGUCCUGAACUUGGUGCUUGCAUCGCUGCAAGUUUGUGGUGUGACGGAAGACCUCAUUGUCCUUCAGGACACGACGAAGAACAUUGCGGAAGCGGAGCAAGGCUUCUGGGCAUGUUACCGUCGGCGAUGUGGCUCGUAGUCGCAGGAACAGCUGGCAUAGUGACAGCGUUUUCCUGUCUCCUGGCUAUCCUAAUUGGUCCAAGAAUAGGACGAGGAGACUUCACGCCGAGGGAAGACAAGAGUUCAAGGGAAAAAAGCCGAGGCGAGCACCAACCGAGGAAACACUUCUGGGAUCAGCAUCCUGACAACAGCAGCCCGGUUUCGUGGAGUACAUCCACGUCGACCGGGAGACGACAGUCUAGAGAUACCAUGUUGUAUUUUACCGUCCAAGUUACUAACUUAAAUGAAAAUAAUACCCCCAGGUGCCAAGAUUAUAAUUCACCUGGCACCUUUACAGGGGCGUAUCUCUGUGAUACACCGCCACGAUCUAUUUUAGAUGGGGACUUCUAAAGCGGGAUGUGCCCCCCUUCGUUUCUAUAAUCUUAUGAUCGAUAAAUUAUCCAAUGACCUGUUUAGCUAUAUUUAUUAUGCGUAGGUAACGUUAUAUUAUUAUAUUUCAUCUACGAAUAAUCCGACACUCGAAAGUUUCGCAUGCAAAGCCAAACGACUAUAUAAAUAAAUUAAUAAAUUAAUAAAAUACCAGAAAUCGUAAAUUCGUUGACUGGAAUAAUAAAGAAUCGUGAUUAUUAGUUCAAAGUAGUGCCUCCAGUCUCCGAAAAUAUGAUUUAAGUAUAUAAAAAACCUCAUCGAAAUGAGAUAUGUAGAAAAAUUGGCAACAGUAUUUGCAGUUAAAGAAUAUGAAAGUGCAUUGAGAGAGAAUUCGAAUAAUUUACUUCGUGUAAGUGAUUCUCUACUUUUAUAUAAGAAGUGUACCUAAUUCUCUCUCUUGGGAUUGCGCUGCAGACCAACAUCAGCAGCGGUAGUAGCGGAGCUUAUAAAUUCACCAUUAAACCAACCCUAGUGUCUAUGUCUCUCGCUCCGCUGCCACCCUUUGUACCAAUAGACUGUAUGUACGUACAUGAAUCUUGCUCGCUCGCUUUUACCCCCUUUUAAGAAUCCCUCUUUAUGUGGAGGUGACCCACACUUACACUGCACAUACCACUUCUGCAAACACAUACACAUUACUACGAACUAUAUAUAAUAUAAGUACAAUUCCACAUAGUCUAAUUAUACACAUAGGUAUAACUUGAACGAACUCAAUUAGCACACUCAAAUAUGAUAUACAGAGGAACAUUCAUUUACAUGAUUAUACAUGUAAUCACAGCGCGUCCUGCAUGACUACCUAUAUAGGUGAAUACAGACUGCAAUUUAAUUAAUUAAUUAGAUUAUAGUUAGUUAGAUUUAUUUUGUUCUUGACAAAAUAUGGAUCGAUGCAGGAAUUAUUAAAUGAAUUGCAGGACGCUCAUUAAAGAAGAAAAAUAUGCUACGUUAGAGCGAUUAAUCGUUCACACUGAAAUUAUUAUAGAUACAAAAUAUAGGUAGCUAUAUAAUAAAAAAUAAAUUGAACACAUGAAUUUUUAAUAUUAAUAUAUCUAAAAGUGUGGAAAGAAGAAUAUUGACUUUAUUGGGCAUAUAUAAAUUAUAUUAUAAGAUAUAAAGAAAUACAUGAUCCUGUAGAUAAAUUAUUGUUAUUAAAGUUUAACUAGUAUAAUAUUAGAGAUGUACGUUAAUUAGUUCAUGGCAACAUUAUGAUUAAGAAUUUUACUGCCAAAAUUUCCAAUUCUUGCAUUAAAAACGCAGUUUAGAUUAUGUAAAAUAGAAUACCACGUAAUCCAGUUAACAGCGAGCACGCAUUUUUCCUCAUACGUAAUUCCACAAGGUUUAUAAUUUUAUAUCCACUUAUUCAGUAUGUACAUGAAUAUACAUAAUAGUAGUAAUACGACAUUUAAUGCGGUUGCUUAAUUAAAUAAUUAAUUGAUUGGAUUACAACUGUACCUCAUCAUAUUAUAUUACCUAAUGAAUUGAUUAUUUAUGUAAAAUACAACGCGUAGAAAACAUUUCGGCGCUUCCCGCACGCGGCGAUUCUGAUUUGGAAAAUUUAAAAAGAAAAGUAAAUCAGUCUAUUAAUUAUGAAUAGUAGUAGUUGUAAUAGCUGUUGAAUAAAUGAUAUUGAUAGUAUUAUUAAUAUAAUAAUAGAGAUAGAUACAUAUUAUAUUUAGUUUAAUCACACAUAAGAAACCACCUUGUAAAUAAUAUAAUAUAGUUAUAUACAUAUAUACAUAUAUAUUAUAUAAAACAAAUAUACACAUAUAUACCGAGGUAUAUGAAUAAAAAAGUAAUUAAAUUCGCUGCACCGUUCGCGCGGGUCGGUAGAAUUUAUUACGGUAGGACCCCGCGGUCAACCAUAUAAACAUAAUACUCAUUAUAUCGAUAAUUUGGCAUAUACAUAGAUUGUUUGUGUAUAAAAAGAAAAGGCAAGAAAAAAAAAUGGAGAAAAUGUACGCGAGUUAUCACCAAAGUUUGAUUACAUUCAAAUUAUUCAGAUUAAUCGAUUUCAAAACAAUCUCAUAAGUAUUUGAAGAAUGAUCAAGGCAAGAUUAAUAUUCCUGAUAAAUCACAUCGCUACAUAAUUAUACAUUUACAAGUAUAAUAAAUAUAAGUAUAAAUAUUGCGAAACGCGCGACCGUCGUAAAAGUGCAAAUCGAUUUUAUGCUGUACGAUUAAAUCUAUGUACGUACAAGUGAGAAACCAGGUCAUCUGUAUAGUAUUAUACUCAAAAGAAUGAGCAGUAAAAAGAAAAAAAGAAUCACCACCACCUGUACUAUAUACUAUAUACGAGUUCCAAUAAAAAUCAUACAUCUUGUAGUAAAA
Molecule: messenger RNA, 5988 nt
Organism: Athalia rosae (coleseed sawfly)
Lineage: Eukaryota; Metazoa; Arthropoda; Insecta; Hymenoptera; Athaliidae
Exons: 4
Coding region: 514-3627 (1037 amino acids)
Cellular component (GO): plasma membrane
Molecular function (GO): protein binding
Source: RefSeq, a predicted model, not a curated record